AUGGCUACUCUGGGCCGCAUCGAAGAGUUUGACGAAUGCUCAAGUUACUCCAUUGAAGAAUACGUUGAAAGAUUGGAAUGUUUUUUUCAUGCAAAUGACAUUGAGUCUGAUGCCAAGAAACGAUCAGUGUUACUGAGUGUUUGUGGUGCAAAAACAUAUUCCACCUUGCGGUCAGUACUGGCCCCGACGCAUCCGUCGGAGGUGACUUAUGCAAACAUUGUGGCUGCUUUAAAACGCCAUUACAGCCCAGCGCCAUCAGAGAUUGUACAGCGUUUUCACUUCCAUAAUUGUAAGCAGAAACCCAAUCAAAGUAUUUCUAACUACAUUGCUGAGCUUAGACGCUUGUCUGUCCACUGUGCCUUCGGGGAUCAGUUAGACGCUAUGCUGCGUGACAGGAUCGUGUGCGGUGUGUUGGAUGAGGCGCUGCAACGCCGCUUAUUGGCUGAAUCUACGCUUACAUUUACAGAGGCAGAAGAAAAGGCUCUAGCUGCUGAAGCAGCUCUGUUAAAUACUCGCCUUCUUCGUCAACAACAGCAUGAUUCGUUUCCCGCAGAUGAUGUUCAUUAUGCAGCUCACACAUCAGUUAAGACAGCAGCACAAAAUGAAAAUCUAAAGUGUGACAAACCAUGUUUUAGAUGUGGUGGCCAGCAUCCUUCACCAUCCUGUAAAUUCACCACAGCAGUAUGCCAUUACUGUAAAAAACGGGGGCACAUAGCUCGUGUGUGUUUAACAAGAAUCAAGCAAAAUGCUGGACAAAGUACAGGAAAUGCUAAAAUGGGGCAGAGUACUAACGUUAUAACACAUGAAGAGCAUGAGGAAUACUCUGUUUACAGCAUGAAUGAAACAUCAAAAAAGGAAGGACGGAAGCCUUAUUUAAUUACAGUUCUCCUAAAUGAUCAAGCACACACAAUGGAAGUGGAUUCAGGUGCAGCAUGUUCACUGAUUAGUGAGGACACUUACCGCUCAUUAUGGCCUGUUCAGCCUCCGGAAAUGCACCAGGACAAAGGAAUACUUAAACAAUGGUCACAGGCAACUUUGGAUGUGAAAGGGAAAGUCUUUGUGGACGUACGAUACAGAGGGACACAAAACACACUUCCUUUGUUUGUCAUUCAAGGGCAGGGCAUUAGUCUGCUGGGACGAGACUGGUUUGAGCCACUAGGAAUAUCAGUGGAAGGAAUACAUGGCAUACAGCUGCAAUCGGUGGAGGAAAUUUUGUUGGAAUAUGCAGAGGUAUUUCAGGACAUUGGGUCCUGUAGAGCCCCCCCAAUCGCUAUUGACAUUGAGCCCACAGCUAACCCACGUUUCUUUAAAGCACGGCCGGUUCCCUUUGCCUUACGCCCGCAGCUAGAUGAGGAGCUGGAUAAAUUAGUAGCUCAAGGAAUUUUCGAGCCGGUGCGACAUGCUAGAUGGGCCACGCCCAUAGUGACUGUUGCAAAAAAAGAUGGGGGUCUAAGAAUUUGCGGUGACUAUCGUUGUACUGUGAAUACAGCUGUUAAACCUGAUGUGUACCCCAUACCCACUGCAUCUGAACUUUUCUCAAAACUAGCUGGGGGAGUAUUUUUCACUAAACUUGAUCUGAAACAGGCUUACCAACAACUUCCAUUGGACGACAAGGCAGCAGAUUUGCUAACUAUAAACACCCACCGUGGCCUUUUCCGACCUCGACGCUUACAGUUCGGGGUGUCAACAGCUGUUUCAAUAUUUCAAAGAUUUAUGGACACUCUGUUUGCUGGAAUUCCAAGAGUUCAACCAUACCUGGAUGAUAUCUUGAUUUCAGGUAAAUCGAUGGAAGACCACAAUGCACAGCUGAAGGCUGUAUUGAAGCGUCUUGCAGAAGCUGGUCUGAGGCUGCAAAAGGAGAAAAGCAUUUUUGCAGCGACCCAAGUCGAGUUUUUGGGGUUUCGAGUGGAUAAGGAUGGAAUUAAGCCGACUCGUGAAAAAGUGGAGGCUAUUCAAAAAGCCCCGGCUCCACAGAACAAAACAGAACUCCAGGCUUUUUUGGGGUUGCUCAACUUUUAUAACUGUUUCCUCCCCAACAAAGCUACAGUCCUGGAACCCCUGCAUCGCUUGCUUGAUCAGUCUGCUUCGUGGCAGUGGGGAGUCGAACAUGAAACUGCUUAUGCUCAGGCAAAGCAGCUGCUACAGACUGAUCAGGUGCUAGUGCAUUAUGAUGAAAAAAAACCCCUGGCAGUAGUAUGCGAUGCCUCACCCUAUGGCCUGGGUGCUUUACUGUUCCACUUGGAAUGUGAGGGCCAGGAAAGACCUAUCUGCUUUGCUUCCCGAACAAUGUCUUCCACUGAACGGAAUUAUGCCCAGGUUGAUAAGGAAGCGUUGGCUGUCAUUUUUGCUGUUAGAAAAUUUCAUCAGUACCUCGCAGGGCGUCAUUUUGUGAUUUUCACGGACCACAAACCUUUGCUGGGCCUAUUACACCACUCCAAGCCAAUGCCGGCCGUCCUGUCACCACGAAUGUUACGAUGGAGUUUGAUCCUUGGAGCAUAUGACUAUGAGCUGUGUUACAGACCUGGAAAGGACAUUGCGAAUGCUGAUGCCCUGAGCCGGUUACCGUUGCCCGGGACUGACGCUGUUACACCACCACCGUUGGAGGUCCUGUUACUCGAAACGGUUCCAGAUGCUCCUAUGCAUGCUGAUCGACUUGCCAGUCUUACACUGAAGGACCCUGUUGUGUCACGAGUAUUACGCUGGGCCCUGCAUGGUUGGCCAGCUGAUAUAACAGACAGCCAUUUCAAACCUUUUCUGAUGCGCCGCUACGAACUUUCUGCACACAAAAACUGCUUGCUGUGGGGGAGCCGGGUUGUGGUUCCUGAGUUGGCAAGGAAGGAAGUGCUGGCCAUGUUACAUGAUGCUCAUCCUGGCAUUGUCCACAUGAAGGGUCUCGCAAGGAGUUAUGUGUGGUGGCCAGGGAUGGACAAGGACAUAGAGGAGACUGUCAGAGCCUGUGAUAUCUGUCAGAAGUCACGUCAUGCACCACCUAGGGCAAAGCUGCACCCUUGGGAAUGGACAACGAAAAGAUGGUCCAGACUGCACAUUGACUUUGCAGGCCCUUUUCAAGGUAAAAUAUUUCUCAUAGUAGUUGAUUCACAUAGCAAAUGGCUAGAGGUGUCUUUGAUGAGUUCCAUGUCAUCAUCUGUUGUUAUUAAUACACUGAGACUUCUUUUCGCAACGCAUGGGUUGCCUGACAUCAUUGUAUCUGACAAUGGAGCUGCUUUUACCUCUGCAGAGUUCAAGGAGUUUGCUGAACGUAAUGGCAUUCGACAUGUCACCACGGCGCCAUAUCAUCCCAGUUCGAAUGGGCAGGCGGAGCGCAUGGUACAGACGACGAAGGAGUCUCUGUCUCGCAUCACCAAAGGUGAUUGGCAAACUCGGCUUGCUCGUUUCCUGUUGUCACAACAUGUAACACCCAACUCUGCAACAGGUAAAAGUCCUGCUGAACUACUCAUGAAUCGGCGGUUAAUCACUGCUCUGGACAGACUGCACCCUGAUUAUGAACGAGACAUGCACCGUAGGCAGGAGUUAAAUGCUGAAAAGUGCCCUGGCAUUGUCAGGGAAUUCAAACCAAAUGACAUGGUGUACAUGAGGAGUUACACCAAGGGCUCGAAGUGGAUGCCUGGGACUAUUGUGGGCCUCAUGGGUCCUUUAUCGUACAAGGUCAGUGCGAAUGAUGGACAGAUACACAGGAGACAUGUGGAUCAGCUACGAGAAAGAGUGGUAACCAUGGCCAAUUCAUCUGUGCCAGAGCCCAUUGGUAGCACUGAACAUCCACCAGAGGCUGUAGUAUCUGAAUUGCCUGAACCACAGUCACUAGCAUCAAAUGAGGAAGAUCCUAAUAAUGACUUUGCUGAGAAUGGAAAUAAUUCGGGAGUUGUGUUGGGGUCUCCUGGACCGCGGAGGUACCCUGUAAGAGAGCAUCAUCCUCCAAAAAGGUUUUCAGAUUUUAUGGACUGGGGGAAAGGGGUGUAA
Molecule: messenger RNA, 3978 nt
Organism: Paramisgurnus dabryanus
Lineage: Eukaryota; Metazoa; Chordata; Actinopteri; Cypriniformes; Cobitidae
Source: RefSeq, a predicted model, not a curated record